Molecule: messenger RNA, 858 nt
Organism: Trichoderma asperellum CBS 433.97
Lineage: Eukaryota; Fungi; Ascomycota; Sordariomycetes; Hypocreales; Hypocreaceae
Source: RefSeq, a predicted model, not a curated record
AUGGCUAUCACCCAGGAUAUUGUGUAUCAUGGAAAUUGCCAUUGCGGCCGUUAUUGUUUCCAAGUCUCAGCGCCAAAUAUAACUUCCGCAAUCUCUUGCACUUGCAGCCUCUGUACGAAGAAAGGGUAUCUUUGGCUGGUUCCAGCGGAAGGAUCUUUUACGGUUGUAAGAGAUGAAGGCUGCCUCACAGAGUAUCGCACCUCUACACUAGCAGACAAGUUUUGUAAUUAUUGUGGGAGCGGGGUAGUGGGCAAGCAUCUUUCAGGCUCGCUACAAGGCCAAUUCCUGAUCAAUAUCCGAACUCUUCGAGAGCCAUACGUCAAUCCUUUCAAACUUGAAUCUACGACGAGCGCAUUUGAAAGCAAAGACGAGGCUAGAGUGCGUGGUUCAUUUCCACGUCAGUCUAUGGAGACGACUGCGAAUCAUUUAUUCUCAUGUAAUUGUGGCGAUGUUCGAGCUGAAUUUGUUGGCUCAGUAGAAGCUGAGGAGCUAAAAGAAGAUAAUUGUAGCAAAUGUGUAAGGACGGCGUAUAUUGGUAUUUACCCAUCUAAAGAUGCCGUGAGAAUGUACGGUCGGGAUCGAGUCUUCGAGUACCUUACUGGCGGCAAAUUUACUGGAGCUACAUACUGCAAAACCUGUGGCGUUCAUGUCUUCAGCAACAUAUAUGGCCCUCCCAUAAGCGUCUUUGACAAACUUCCUGCAGAGAAGAAAGAAAGAGCUUUAGCCGUGUAUCAUAAGAAUAUGUCGAUCCAGCCGCUAAAUGUGCGAGCAAUGAACGACUUGGAUUUGGAUGCUAUUCGGUCGUUGAUUAAGCGGGAAGAUGAGGGCACAGAGGGCUAUAACUUGGAUCUGCCAUAG